AACUGACGUACUAGCUACUUCUGAAAAGAUAAUUUCCUCUCGAGUCUCAAUCUCAAACAACAUGAAAAGAAUUCUGAGAGGGAAGGCUGCAGAAGGCUUUCGCAACUGAAGCCAAAUGUCGACUCUGCUUCGCAUUAGCGCUCUUCGGCGAGGCGCGCGAAACACUAGCACGCGCAAGUCGUAUCCGAGCGGCGCGGACAACAAGGCAGUCGAUUACGAAAGUUUUGUCAAAUUCGUCAGGCCUCUCGGGUUGGCUUCGUCUGGGGAAUAUAUCCGCUGGUCCAAGACUCCGGCAAGGCCGCGUGGACGGAUCCCUUGCCGUCCCGACCUGGUGUAUCGCGAUGCGGGAUGGACGAGCUGGCCCGAUGCGCUGGGAAAUGAUAGAACGCACGGAAGCGUGCAUACCUUGGAGGAGCUUGUUCAGAUCGAAGCCGAUCGCGAAAUAGCGGAUUCCAGCAUCAAGAUUCGAAAGCCGAUGACCGUGCAGUAUGAGCAAGCUCUUUGUUGGUUUCGAAAGGAAGCAGCGACGUUGGCACCGGAAUAUGAAUUUCUCCGUAUUGAGGCGAGAACGAUUCCGAGCCUUUUUUUUCGCAAAAGAGGUGAGCCCACACAAGAUUGGGCUGCUUUGCAGCUCAAGGCAACGAGUGCAGCAUCGAAGGCCUGGUGCCCAGGAGAGCAUAUUUUCUCCGGCGUAACUACUUCUUCCGACAUAGGCAAAAUCUUCGUUCAUUUUCCGACCGAAAAGGUGAAAGUUUGUCAUCAAUCCGAGAUUGUAACAAAGUCCCGGUCAGCACAGUGUCGGGAACUGCAGCGUUCAUACGUUCGCAUAGGAAUCGAAAAUGACAGCGCUUUGUCCGAUGACCCUGCUGGUUCUCUUGAUGCACUACAUUAUGGCAAUUACUACCCCAGUAUUUUUUCACACUCAUUCAGUUUUUCCUCACUUUCUUCAGUACAAAAGUGAAGCGGUCUGGUUGGAGUCGUCACGUCGACUCAAUGUUUGACUCUAAAAACACCAUUCGUUUCGUCGUCUCGAUGACCUAUGGGCAGUUCUUCCAAGGCGGCCGGUGUCGGACUGGUGCGAAUCCUUAGCGCCGCGCUACAGUCAUGCGAAUAUUCAUCAUCGGUUAAGCUCUGCGAUCGGCGAAAAGCUCUACGAGCCAGCUGGCUUUGAUUUGAAGUGGCAUGCAGCGACGAACGACGCACCCUCUGCUUUUGGUCAGCGCCAUAAUCUUUUACUUGGGCACUAUCGCUGCCUGCAGAAGGUUGCAUACGUGACCACAACGCCAAAGGGGAAAACCAUUUACGCGAAAGUUAAACUCGCUCGCGCGUUCACUGCUUCCACCGGGAGGCAGCUGUGCACAUUUUACGACGCAGAGGACGCAAUCGAUUAUUUUCCAUGCCUAAUAUCAGAGAAUGGGGGACUCACUGGGGUGUUUUUUUUCCCACACAGCUUUUUACUUGAGCACGGGUAUCUCUCUAGAAAAUCUGCGGGAAGACGCGGACGCAAGGCAGUCGUUCUCUAUGUUCCGGGGAGCUCACCGGCGCCGCACAAGAUCGCCUUAGCCAAGGCUCAGCAAAAGUUUUUUAUUGACUUGUCUCAAGGUGACUCUUCAGAUAUACAUGAGCACGAGCAUGCUCGGCAACUCAAAGCAAUAAUCUCUGAAUACGGAAGGUCGUCAACAAACAGCAUGCUGAGUAACACAAUCAGGACUACAACUGCAGUGCGCGCAUCUGCUAGCGCAUAAGCGCUUUCGGCUUGAGAGAACAGGUCUUUCUCUCGAGUGCGCACGCAUUUUUGUUCGUCGAUUGCAAGCUUUGCAGGGUAAACGAACACGGCGAACACUUUUAAUCUACAUGCGACAGACAGAAAACUUCCCGAACAUUAAUAGCAUCCAUUGAACGCAAACAAGAAUUAUAGUGUUCUUAUCGCGGAUCUCCCCGAUGGAAAAGUUUGAAAGUAUGCCAGAAAGUUAGGACCUCAAUUGUUCUUAUUGGCAAAGAGUUGGAAAUGCACGGCUGUAUCUUAUUCACCGUCGAAACAGAGGUCUCGUAAGCAUCUAGAAUACGAAAAUGCAUACAGGAAUACAAGUGUGUAAGACUUUGUCUUUGCCACAUUCUUCGCAGUGGGGACAAAUAUGGCGUUCGGGAUUUCUCGGACUGCGCGGCAAGUAGUUGGUCAUCGCUUUGUGGUGAGCUAUGAAGAAUUCGUCGAGUUUGUCCGACCACUCGGUUUUCGCUGCGCAAAAGACUAUAUGACCUGGGCAAAAA
Messenger RNA from Amoebophrya sp. A25, 2268 nucleotides. NCBI's taxonomy places the organism in Eukaryota, Dinophyceae, Syndiniales, Amoebophryaceae. The record is from the annotation of a GenBank genome assembly.